CCCUUCGAUCCACAAAUCCCCAAAACCAACAGCAGCCCUCCGCUUCCGUGUUGUGCGGCUCUCCUUCCUCUACCCAACCAUUCCACGCCCACCAACUCGUUUUUGGUGGAGGAAGAAAGAUGGGGGCGCUCGAGGAUGGGCGGUUCGAUCCGGAGAUACCGGCGAUAGCCAUCGGAGGAAAAGGAGGAGAGUUGGGGACGGGAACUAUCGAGGAUCAUGUGAGGGUGCUGCUUAAGGGGCUAGGGGAGGAUCCCGAGAGGGAGGGGCUCAGGAAGACGCCGAUGCGGGUAGCCAAGGCUUUUCGAGACGGUACUAUAGGUUACAGGCAGAAAGUGAAAGACAUUGUACAAGACGCUCUGUUUCCUGAAGCUGGCUUGGAUAAUGGAACUGGUCAAGCCGGAGGUGCUGGUGGGUUGGUGGUAGUCCGAGACAUCAAUCUAUUCUCUUUUUGUGAGUCAUGCCUGCUUCCCUUCAGCAUCCAAUGCCAUGUUGGCUAUGUUCCUUCAGGAAAAAGAGUUGUAGGUCUCAGUAAGCUUUCUAGGGUUGCCGAUAUUUAUGCGAAAAGGCUUCAAGAACCAAAAAGACUGGCCGAUGAAGUUUGUUGGGCAUUGCAGAAUAGCAUCAACCCUGCUGGUGUUUCUGUUGCCCUACAGUGUUGGCAUAUUCGGUUCCCAGAAGUCUUCAAAUGCAAUCCAAAUCCAAGCCAUCCUUCCAGAUCUACUAUGCAAGGCUGGGUGAGAACCACAGUCUGUUCGAGUACUGGGAUCUUUAAUGACAAGAACAGCUCGUUGUGGGAUGAAUUUCAUGGUCUUCUGAAAUUAAGAGGUAUAAAUUUGAGUGAUGCAGGGUGUUCUUCAAUUCACUCGUGGUGUCCAUCAAUGUCUCUUGAUCUAACUGAGUGCCAUGGAAACAUUUCAAGAAGCAAUUUUCCAAUUGGCAAGGUUUCUUCCCAGUCUGCCAUGGUAGCUGCAGUGUCUUCAAUUCUUCAGUCACUUGGUGAAGAUCUCUCGAGAAAAGAGCUUUUUGGCACCCCAUAUCGAUAUGUGCAUUGGCUGAUGAACUUCAGGAGAUCCAACUUAGAUUUUAAGCAGACUAAGUUUACUAUCAAUUCAGCCCAUUCGUGUGAAAAGGUAAACGGGUAUAUUCACAGUAAAGAUGAGAUCCAUUCAGAACUGAAUUUUCCAUUCUGUGCUCAGUGUGAACAUCAUCUCUUACCCUUCCAUGGUGUAGUUCACAUUGGUUUCUUCCAUGAUGGACCUAUUGAUAGAUCUGCAUUGCAAUCAAUUGUUCAUUUCUAUGCUUGCAAGCUUCAAGUGCAAGAAAGGCUUACAAGACAGAUUGCAGAAGCCGUCUAUUCUUUUCUUGCAAAGGGAGUAAUGGUGGUUGUUGAAGCAAAUCAUAUAUGUAUGAUAUCGAGGGGGAUCGAGAAGGUUGGAAGCAGCACAGCAACAAUGGCGAUGAUGGGUCAGUUCACCACAGAUUCUACAGCCAGGGCUUUGGUUUUGGAAGCCAUAUCAAUGAGUACUGCUACCGGAGGUUAAUGGUUUUUCCUUCUUUGAACCUUCAGAAUUUUGAUAUGAAUAUAUUCACUCUCUCUUUUCUCUGUCACUGAGUGUUUGGUAGAGUUCAGUUUGAUAAAUUGAGGUUAUGUCAGCCAUUAUUGCUGGGAUCAAACAAGAUAUGCAUAGAAGAUUCAUGAAAUUUACAGGGCAUGUACACUAUGUUCUAUUUUUUUCUUAGAAAUUUAUUAUUUUUGUUCUAGAUAGAAAGAAAUGUAUGAGGUUUCUAUGUUACAUUUUGGUGGAACAUUCUUUGUUAGUCUUCCCCACAAGUUUUUGUAUGAGAGGAACUUCUUUAUCAUGAUAAAAA
Dendrobium catenatum is the source of this 1869-nucleotide messenger RNA. Its product is annotated as GTP cyclohydrolase 1-like. Bases 120 to 1541 code for a protein of 473 amino acids. NCBI's taxonomy places the organism in Eukaryota, Viridiplantae, Streptophyta, Magnoliopsida, Asparagales, Orchidaceae. Gene Ontology annotation, cellular component: cytoplasm. The record is from RefSeq and is a predicted model, not a curated record. Gene Ontology annotation, molecular function: GTP cyclohydrolase I activity; zinc ion binding; GTP binding. The transcript is spliced from 2 exons. Gene Ontology annotation, biological process: tetrahydrofolate biosynthetic process; tetrahydrobiopterin biosynthetic process.